CAGUUGUGCCAGUCCUCAGCACUGGGUCACCACUUGCUUUCCAUUCAUUUGUCAGUCACUGCAGUGAUGUGGUAAAGCAUCUGACAGUCAUGGUCACUAUUACAGAUUAAUGCCUUCUAAAGUGACUGAUAAGACGUGCACACUGGAUUGAGUUGUAAAUCAUCAUCAUCUUCAGCUCACUUCUUCUGACCUUUCUUCCCUGUCUUCACACUUCUGUGCAGUGAAAAUGCAGCUGCCUGAGGACUUCAUCAAGUCAAUUUGUCCUGUUCUUGACCUGUCAGCUGCCCUUGACACCUUUGGCAGUGUCACAAAAGUGCCUUUCUAGUUGUUUUUGUUAUGCUUUUUGAAUAUUUUCUCCUCCCUGAGAUGUCUUUUGUGGAUUUUGUCUGUUGAAUCCCUUUAUUUCUGUUACACUUCAUCCACACCCAGAAAUUCAGUUGAUAUCUUAUUUAUUUCAGUAACUAUAUCUGCACAUCACACCUGUCACGUCCUGCCUCACGUACAAGGGUGCACUUAUUUCCCUGAUGUAUUGAAAACACAUCCCUGCAUAUUUUCUCCCUCUUUUCUUUUUCCCUGACUUGUGUCAGUAAUUCAGGCACCAUUUUUGAGCUGGGAUUUUCCCUGUUCAUGUAUCUUAACGUGCUGAUUUGAUUUGCUCUGUAGUGCAGUGUUUCGCGUUUGAGCAGGCAGCUCGAAUGCUCGUUUGGUCUCCUGACAUUCAGGUCUCUAGUUUGUCUUAGUUCUUCUACCCAUCCAGGAAGUUGCUGCCUCCAGCAACUUACCCAUUGCUCUGGCCAGCUAUCUUUUUGCUCAGUGGCAGUUGCAACUGGCAACACUGCUGGAGGUGACUGUUUGAUACAGCAUGUUUUAAGAGAAUAAUUGGGGUUGCAAAAGAGUAUUGGUAAAUGGCAAGGGCAAAUAUGCUUGUUCAAGAGUUGGGGCUUACUAAUUUCCCAAAGAAUCUGCUCAGGUAAUAUUGAUGUUGGUGUUAUCCCUGUUAGUACUAUUUUUUAUUAACAUUGUGAGGUCUGACUUUUAAGUAGGCAGUUACAAGACACUUUCGGAAGCACUCUGAUACAUAUGCUUACACAAAAGUACAUAGAUUGUCUGUACAUAGAUACAUGUAUCACUCUUGCAUAAUGUGUGUCAUUCCUUUGUAUUGAAGUGCUGACAUUCAAUAGGUGCUCAUAUUAACCCACAGUCUGCUAGCCCACAGGCAAGGGUGUUAUAAAAUCAUUUGAGUGCCAAAUGGGGUUUAAACUGUUGUUUUAUGUAAGAGGUACAGUAACUGUGGAAUGAACAACUAUUGAUGUCAAUACUAUUGGCUUAUAUCUUAGUUGUCACCAGUGAUACGUAAAGCUGUAGCACUCAAAACAUUUGAAAGAUGCUAACUAACCACUGUUAUUGUCAGAUUUUUUUUUUCACUGUAGAAACUGUGCAUAAACUGUCUGUGCUAGAGAUGUUAAUGGGUAUAGCGUGUCUGACUUUUUGAAAUUAGACUAAGACUCCAUUUCUAGAAGUGUAUCUAAAUGGAUGGGAUUAUGUUAAACUGAAAAUCUGAAAAUUUUAGUGUUAAUAAAUGUCUCUUGGCUGGUCCUACAACACUGUAAGUGUUACUGUAACAUCUGUCUCUCUCACUUCCUUUCACUUACAAUACAAAAAAAUUAAUCUCAGUCAUGCUGUGGAUUGCAAGUGCUCUAUACUGAUUGAAAGCUUGGGUGUUGUUUGUCAGAGAUUCAGCAGAGAUCUUUUUAAUCUGAGAGAGCUCUAGUUUAAAUAUCAUGCUUUUCCUGAAUGGUUAGCUCUCUCAACAGCUCUCUCUGAGCUGUUAAAAUAAUCUUAUUUUUAUUUAAAAAGGUAUUGGGUACUGACCAGUACUGUAAGAGAUGGUUUUAAAGAAAAUAAUUCAAUGAUAAUACCUUGCAUGAGUCAUUAACCAUGAGUCAUGAUCAGCUGGCAGUGGUGUCCAAUUUGUUUUCUAAUCCCGUACUUGCUGAUGCUCUUUAUUACCAUAGUGAUAAUAUUAAAGAGCUGUUAAUGCAUAUAACCACGCAGCUGAAAAUGACAGGCUCUUUUUUCACUGGAAUAAAAGUUCCGUAUCUUAAGUCUGUUUUGCUCUGUAUAUUUCUUGUCAUGAGAAAUCUAGUAAUGUAUAAAAGUCAUCAAAAAAGUUUGUUGGCAAGAAGUUAGGUUAACAGAACAGCCUUCUCCCCCCCCUUCUUUGCUUUCAAGCCAAUCAUUGGGGCUUCCUAGAGAAUUCCAGUUAGUCUGUUUCUUAUGAGGAUUGGGGAUACUUUGUAGUCAUUAAAAGUUGAGAGCAGAUUGUUCAAGCUAUGCUUUGCAAGGAAAGCCUGCACUAUCCAUGUAUUUAAUGUUUGCUCUCUCCUGAGCAAAAACCAGAAGCUGGAUGGAAAGUUUUAUUGCAUCAAUGUAUGCUGAGGAAUGACUACUGAGGUUUUAGAGAAAAGGGAAGGCUGUCUCCCUUCCCAGAGCCUGAAUAUAAAAAGAAUCAAUUAGUUGAGAAAUGAGCUUUGGAAACCCAUUUUCAAUCUUUAAAUAAAAUUUUACUAAGAGAAGUGAUUUUAAAAGCUCUGAAAGGUAGUGGCUGAACAGUUGCAGACUAUAUUAGAAUAUGCAUAGAUGGAGAGCGUUUGGGUGUCCAGCAGUUGGGGAACAUUAUUUAUGAAGUAAUGAAUCUUGUAUUCAAUUAGAUUUCAACUUGAUUCAAUUUUUGUUAGUUUUAUUAGUUUUCACUUUAGAAAAGUUGAUUGUUACAGAUUAAAACCUUGUGUCUCAACAGAUGCUAAAAAAACCAUCCCUUAACCUAUUCCAGUGUAGAUGACCUUAUAAUGCAUAUAUUUGUGUGGGCCUUUCUUGUUUCUUUGUGGUGAGCUUGUGAGAUAGUGUUCUGUUAGUGGGUGCAAUGUGGCAGGACAGGCAUGAAUCUACUGGCAUAGAUGACUCUUCAAAAUUGCUUGGUAUUCCUGCAUAUUCCUUCAUAUCCCACAGUGUGGUUGCUCUGCAAGCUCCUCCUCCAUUUCAAUGAGGACUAUACCUGCACCAACGAAAGCUUUUUCGAGUUUAGUUUAGAAUGGUACAGCCAACGACAAGAGAUGGCCCUUCCUCUGUGGAAGAACUUACUUCAGACUACAAAGGAAAGAAUACUACAGCAGAGAAGGUUGUCACUGUAUAAUGGUGCUCAUGGCUAUGAGGAAGAAUUGAUAAAGAAGAAACUUCAACAGUUUGCUGGUGGAUCCAUCAACCUUUCCAAAGAAGACAAUGGCAUUGGAAUACUUACCUUGAACAACCCGAAGUUAAUGAAUGCUUUUACAGGUACCAUGAUGGUAGAACUCCAGGAGAGGAUAACUGAACUGGAAAACUGGAAGGAUGGCAAAGGCCUUAUCGUCUAUGGUGCAGGAAACACAUUUUGCUCAGGAUCAGAUUUGAAUGCUGUCAAAGAAAUAUCCAACUCCCAGGAUGGGAUGGAUAUGUGCAUGUUUAUGCAAAACACCUUAACCAGACUUAUGAGGUUACCUUUGAUCAGUGUUGCACUAGUCCAAGGAAAAGCUUUUGGAGGAGGAGCAGAACUUACCACAGCAUGUGAUUUCAGGUUGAUGACACCUGGAAGUGAAAUUCGGUUUGUCCACAAGCACAUGGGUCUGGUGCCAGGCUGGGGAGGAGCUGCCCGGCUGGUGCAGAUCGUGGGCAGUGGGGCAGCCCUGCAGCUGCUGAGCGGGACUGCCCGGGUGGACCCCGAGAAAGCUUUGCGCCUGGGAUUCUCAGAGCAGACCCUGUCAUCUUCAGAUGAAACCAGGGCCUUAGAAGAAGCCCGAGCCUGGCUGAGUCAGUACACAGAGGGUCCAGUCAGCGUGAUACGGGCUAUGAAAAAGGUGGUGACAGCAGGAAGAGAGCUCCCACUGGAAGAUGCCCUAAGGACAGAAAAGGACAUUUUCGGAACUGUAUGGGGUGGGCCUGCCAAUUUAGAGGCAUUGGUUAGAAGACCAAAACAUAAAUGAUGGUCAGUGUAUAAGAAAUGUUCUUGACCUUUUUGCAAACAAAGCUUUCACUAAAGCAGGCAUUGAACUUGCAUCAUUUAAGGACUUGCCCAUUUAAAACUGGUAUUAACAUUCCUGCCAUUCACUUCAGUCAUAUUUGGUGUGCAACCACAGAGAAAUCCCUGGCAGAUUCUUUACUGUCCUAAUCACCCACUGAAUGGAGAUUAGUGAAAUUAGUAUGUAAAGGUAAAUAUUAUGCUGAGAAUAGAACUAUAAUUCUUUUGGAAUGAAGCUGAAGAUUAUUUUCUUUGGAGCUAAUUUUUUCUAACUGCUAUGGAAAGUAAUUACUUGAAAGUUAUAAUGUUUAUUUAUUUGCGGAACAGGUGCAUCUAAAGUUGCAAAAUAUGAGUUCCCCAACAUGAGACCAGUGUCUUUAAGCAGCUUGGAAAGGAUAAUAACCAGUGAGAGGAUAGUUUUUAUUUUUUCAUCUCUACUCAGUUCUUCGCUAUCCAAGGAUACUUCAAUUUUAAUGGUGUUUUUACAGAAGAAGCUUUAACUUACUGAGACCUUCUAGCCCUCAUUCACUGACACUGAUUCAGGUUUUUAAAUGCAUUUAGGAGUAUUCUCACUGCUCAAGGAAUCAACUACCUACACAUGCAUCUGCACAUGCCCAUAUCCUGGACCUGUGCAAAGCUGCUGACCUGGUUCUUUACAUAGAAUCUAGUUGAAAUCUUGGAAGGACAUGAUGAAUCAUACUCCCAAAUGGGAUGUCCUUAACUGACUGGGUGUCAGAGUACUUCAGCAUCCUGGUAAGACUUGUGUGUGGAUAUGUCUAUAUCUUUCUUUAGACCAUUUUUUCUGGUAGGGCAUAUUUGGGCUGAUCAGAAGAUUUGGAACUGGGUUUCCACUUCAUGCCGGUGACUAUUCAAGUAAUUAGAUAACUCAUUGGGGAAGGUUUUAUCUUUAAAAAUAGAAACUGACAGAGUCCCUGCUUUGGCAGAUGAUUCUUAAAAUUAAACAUCUAUGAGAGCAAAACCAUACAGACAUAUCUAUGAGUGAGUUUCAUGUACUGUCAGUUAGGAUACUCUUGUCUCUAAAUCCAGCAGAGACUGAGAUCUGAGCCCAGAACCCAAGCACUCCGUGGGAGCAUGUUAACGAGGAAAGUUUGGGCUCUGUGUUUGGCCUGACCAGGUGUAACUAGCUCCAGAUGAUGGAACAAGCUCCCCUAGGAAAGGCAAUUUCGUGGAUGGAAAUCCAUGUUACAAUUUCCACAGUGUGGCACGAUUCCUGAGUUUUAGACAGUGAGGUAACUACGUGUUUGAGGAUUUGGGGACAAAUCAAUGAUGGGAAUUUGGCUUGGAUUGCCUGUUAAGAUUCUGCAGGUUUUGAGCAGAUGCUGUGAUCUGCUAGGGAUGUUUCACUAUAUGGUUUUCACAGCAAGGAGCCUGAAGCAAUGAAGAGAAAUGCUGAAGAAAGGGAUGUGUUUUGAGUUGGCACCUCAGGGAAAAUAAGGAACUUGCUCCACCCUGUAGAUCCUGCAUCUUUGCCUUAAUAUCUCAAGCACUGAUGGAGAAUGAUUUCAAAUGUCUCUUCCCCAAAAACAAAGUUCAAUUUUUACUUUCAGGUUAGAGAAGAGACAGGAAUGAGAACAUGGGGAGACAGUGUUCUGGUUUGUGCCUCUUUCUCCCCCUGCCCCUUUUUAUUCAGUAGCUCAGUUGUUAGUCCCCUGUGUAGCUGGAUUCUUUCCUGUGCCUUAAAGGACUUCUAACCCGUUACUUCACAGGUAUGAAUGUUUUAAUAUAGUCCGGCUGCACUUGACUGUUUAGUAAUGAAACUGUUCUGCUUUUCAUGGAGUUCCUCAAGACUCAUGAGAGACUCCAGACUGCCAGCAUCACUGAACCUUCAAAGCAUGCUCCAGUCCAUACUCAUCCAGCUUUUUGUAGCAAUAGCACAUCACGUUGAUGUGAGUCAAAAUAAAUGUGCUUUAAAGGGCAACUGGUUAUGACUUUGCUAGUAGCAAGAACAGAUUUGCAAAUACUAAUACCCUAAUGACAUUUUUUAAAUGGGUGUGAAAAUUGCUUAGAACCUGAGCAAGACUCUUGAAUUUUUUUUUCUUUAGUGCAUUAGGCUCAUGAAUGUAUUGUGUACUGGGUGAUACAAAUUUGAAAAGGAGGAAAUUGUAGCAAAAAAGCAGAAUUUGGUUUCCUUCACACUUUGAACUAGAUCUGUGCUGCCAGUAAGUGAAACUCAGUAUGUACACCUACCGGGGAUCUCUUUCCACUUUGAUUUGUAGACAAUGAGCUUAUUUCUCAUUUCAGCAAAUGCAUUUCCCCAGCCACCCUCUCUGACUUAUAUCAAAGGUCAACAUUUGCUUCUAAGAAAACAGGGCAAAUAUUUAACUAGCACAGAGCAAGUCACACUCAGACAGAAAGGGAAACUCAUGGAAACUCAUUUUGUUGAUAUCAUAAAUAUACCAAACAUAGGUACGGGACAUUCUGAAGAUCAUUACAGGUCUUGAUCAAGGAUUUUGUGAGUACUCUAAUACCAUAUUCUCUGGUCUAUUUUCUAUUUGAAAAGGUAUUUUAGAGCCCUUCACGUGAAAACCAGCCAAGUAAACUACCAUGAGUGCUAGGAUGAGAGCUCCAGAUGGAGAUGAAAUGGAAUCCUGUUUUCCCCCUUUGAAAGCUAAAUGCUUUAUUUCAUACUUGCUUAUCAUCUUAAAGUGACAAAUACCUGUAACCAGCAGCUGAUAAGCAUUUGCAUUUUCUUUAUUAAAAGACUAUGAGCUUCCUCUCAGAUUUUUUCCCCUUCUGCAAGUGCUUAAAACCAAACAAGCUCUAAAUGCACAAAAUAAAUUAGAAACAUCAAAAUUGAUAGUCCCAGUCUCCUAAUUAAAUAGCAUGCUAGCUUUUGUACUUCCUAGGGACUAGUUUGCCAGCUCCCUCCUCAGCAAACUAAGUUUCCUAUUACAUUGUGAAAUGCCCAUCUUGUUCUUUCCUCUGUGUAGUGGAUCACGCUGAGGGCUUAAUGGGGGUGUGGAUUCUGCACCAAGCAUUUAAGGGUUGGGUACUGGAGAUCACCUUUAGCAAUAUAAAUACUUCUAUCUUAUUUGCUGCUGAUAGAAGUAUACUAAGCAAGUGGUCAAUCUAGAUAAGCAAGGUGUUCUUGCAGAAUGCUUGGUUCAAUAUGAUCUUUUUUUUAACCAUGACAUAGGAUUCCUGUAUCUGUAGUUAUCUGUUCUCCUGGAAAUGAAAACUUGCUGUAGAUUACAUAGUAUUUAAAUUUCCUUUUUCCUUCUG
Messenger RNA from Pipra filicauda (Wire-tailed manakin), 7294 nucleotides. RefSeq names its product ethylmalonyl-CoA decarboxylase 1 (gene ECHDC1). Gene Ontology annotation, cellular component: cytosol. The transcript is spliced from 6 exons. Gene Ontology annotation, molecular function: enoyl-CoA hydratase activity. NCBI's taxonomy places the organism in Eukaryota, Metazoa, Chordata, Aves, Passeriformes, Pipridae. The coding region runs from base 2958 to 4016 and encodes 352 amino acids. Gene Ontology annotation, biological process: fatty acid beta-oxidation. The record is from RefSeq and is a predicted model, not a curated record.